Messenger RNA from Drosophila novamexicana, 2234 nucleotides. It is a transcript of the gene Nemp, whose product is annotated as nuclear envelope integral membrane protein 1a. The transcript is spliced from 2 exons. Gene Ontology annotation, cellular component: nuclear envelope. Lineage: Eukaryota; Metazoa; Arthropoda; Insecta; Diptera; Drosophilidae. The record is from RefSeq and is a predicted model, not a curated record. Bases 103 to 1443 code for a protein of 446 amino acids.
UGUAUAAAUUUGUUUACUUGUUUGUUUUAGUGUAUAAAAAUUGACUUAUAAAUCCAGAACAAUUGAAAAGCGUUAAAAAAUAGUCUGCUUGCGGUAUCUUCGAUGCCGGCAAUUGGCGGUCGACCACUGUCUGACACCGUAUACCUUGCGGUAGGCACAUCAAUUGAUAUAACCGCAAACAGCUAUGGCAAAAAUGUGCUGCGUACGUUCUGCUAUCCGGGAAAAUCACGCUCACUAUUCAGCCUAUUUGAAACGGUGGAGCUAAUACUUUCCAUUGAUAGUGAUGACUACUCUGAAUAUGGCGGGCGCUCGCCCGACGAAGUACUUAACCACUACAAUGAAAAGCGUUCGCUAUUUAGCCUCACGCUCUUCUCACAAAAGCGCCAAAACAUUCAGAUGUCCCCGUUUGAGCAGCAGUGCAUCGGCGUUUCCUCUAAUCAGCCAUACAACAUCAGCCUGAGGCACGUAAAUGUAGAUAUGUGGCGCUUGGUACAGCUGGCCCUUGGCAUGGCGCUCUUCUGGAGCGCCAGUCGGUUGGCUAAGAACAACGUCUUCUACUAUUUGGCCGGUAUGGUGCUAGGCAUUUGUGCCUCGUUACUAGUAAUCAUUGCUAUCACAGCCAAGCUUUUUCCGCGCCGACCCAUGAUGUACGGCGUACUAAUCGGUGGAUGGACUAUCGGACUUUACAUACUCAAACAGCUAUCGGAUAACAUUCGGGUUAUAUUGGUCACCUAUCGCGAGUAUGUGCUCUGGUAUUUGGCGAUUACUGGGCUGGUGUCGUUUCUGGUAUGCUAUCGCAUCGGACCGCCCAAGAAUCCGCGCUCGCAGAACAUUAUCAUGUGGGUGCUACAGGCAGUUGGCGCUGCAAUCGUUUAUUUCAGCAGCUGGCAUACUAGUGCCUGCGUGGUGCUGUUGGUGCUCACCUUUAUAGCCCAUUAUUGUCCGGAGUCGGUGCAGAAAUACGCACACAGCAUUUAUAGACGCCGCUUUCCACCCAAACGUCGCCUGCUUACACAGGAGGAAUACUAUGAACAGGCUGUCAAUGAGACGGCACGCUCUCUGGCUGAGCUGCGUGACCAUGUCAAUAGUCCGCACUGCCGUCAAUGGAGUAUUAUAAGCUCGUUACGCGAUCCGAUGCGAUUUGCAUCCUUUGCAAAUGGUGCACCUCAUUUGUAUGAUGAAGAGAUCGAGGAUUACUCGCGGACCAUUGAGGACUCCCUGGAGGGCGCUGACGAGGACGAGGUUGGUGACUAUCUACACUCCAACAUGUACUACCGACCCACAGGAAGACGCCCCAAUCAACAGCUCACUGCACCCAUGCCGCCCUCAUACCCAGUACAUCCCUUGCCACAGGGCAGACAGCUUAACAACAACCAUAACGACGACGACGAGGACAAUGAUGAAGAUGAUAAUGACGAUGACGAGUUUAUGGAUCAGGAGUAAAUCAAGCCAGACUUAAAUACACAAGACUCAAUAGUUUAUAAAAUUCAGGAAGUUUAGUUACCUAGUCGAGGCCAAAAAAUAUGUUUCCUUAGGACCCUUUCUUAAAUUAUUGCUAGUGGAAGAAGUGUAUGUAUAUAUACAUAUUUAUUAUUUAUAAUCCGUAUAUACCUAGAGAUCAUCAAAGAUACGUCAAUACAUAAGUCAACCUUUCACUGCACAGCCAAACAUCAGCACGACAACAGACGAUGAACAGGAGUAAAUUAUGGCAGACUUAAAUACACAGAAAACUAGUUAAUAAAAUUCAGUUCAGUUAACUAAACGAUGCCAAAAGAAACUUUCCUUUAAAAUUGAUUUCUUAACUUACUUAAAUAAUAGUUAUAUAAAUUAAUUGCCUCGCAAAACCCUUUACAUUAGUUUAUAACAUCAGGUCUGACAUUAAAAUUACAACAACGGCGACUACAGAAGAUGACAAUGAACAGGAGUAAAUUUAGGCAAACUGAUAUACACAAGACCUAAUAGUUUAUGAAAUUCAGAAAGUUAAGUUACUUAGUCGAAGACGAUAUAUAUUUUACUUAAAACGUUUUUUGUAGUUUGAUGCUACUUAAAUUAUAGUUUGUGGGUGGAGUGUACAUAGAUAUUUUUUAAAUUAUAUUAAUUAUACAUUUUGGAAGCAUCAAGUUCUAUAAAUCAACUUUUCACUGCCCUCAGCCCAAACAGUCAAUACGUUACUUGCCUCAGCACAGACUGCAACACAACAAGCUCGAAAACAGACGAUGGCGAAGUAAUGAAUA